GUGCCCAGGGGGUGGAGGCAGGUGGGUGCCUUGGCCACUGCUCAUUGCUGCCUUUUCUUCCAGGCAAUGCCAGCGAGGUGCUGAAAGAAUGGACUGUAACAGGCAAAAAAAAGAACAAGAAGAAGAAAACCAAACCCAAACCACAGACCGACUCCAGCUCUGGCCUCCCAGAGCCUGGGAAAUUGGUGUCCACUGAAGAGGAGCAGUCGGCAGCCUCGGAGAAGGGGGGGAUGAAUGGUUUCCAUGUCAACGGCUGCACCCACGACACCGAGUCCGUGGACUCGCUCAGCGAAGGUUUGGAUGCGCUUUCAAUUGAUGCCAGAGAGCUGGAGGAUUGCGAGGCGCCGGCCGUGGCUGAUGGAACAGUGCCUGACCUAGAGAAUGGACUAGCAGAGUCUGACACAAAAUCGCUCACCCUGCAUCCUUCCCAGAGCCCUGCACCCCCCCGACAGCGCCCGGGGCAGAGGAGCUCCACCAGGUCUCUGUCCAGACCCGCAGCCAGCGCCUCGACUCCCUCCUCCCUCUCCGUCUCGCUCCUGGAGGACGUUCCCCUUUCACCCACCAACAAGAAGCUGGGUUCUAAUAUUGAAAAAUCAGUGAAGGAUCUGCAGCGCUGCACCGUGUCCCUGGCACGCUACCGGGUGGUGGUGAAGGAGGAGAUGGACGCCUCCAUUAAGAAGAUGAAGCAGGUCUUUGCUGAGCUGCAGAGCACCCUCAUGGAUCGGGAGGUGGCGUUGCUGGCUGAGAUGGACAAAGUCAAAGCAGAAGCAAGUAAGAUUGGGAG
Molecule: messenger RNA, 784 nt
Organism: Merops nubicus (carmine bee-eater)
Lineage: Eukaryota; Metazoa; Chordata; Aves; Coraciiformes; Meropidae
Gene: SPATS2
Product: spermatogenesis associated, serine-rich 2
Exons: 5
Cellular component (GO): cytoplasm
Source: RefSeq, a predicted model, not a curated record